CUAGGCUACCCCGCAGAGAGCUAAGCAUGUACGCAAAGCUCUUCCUCUCCUUCCUUGUCGUGUCUUUCGCGGCCAUCUUUACUAUCCAAUCUGCUGAGGCCGCUAAGGGGCCUAAGAUUACCCAUAAGGUCUACUUCGACAUCAAACAUGGUGACGAAGACCUUGGACGAAUUACUAUGGGUCUCUUCGGUGGAACUGUUCCCAAGACGGUGGAGAACUUCCGCGCUCUCACUACUGGUGUCAAGAAGGAUGGAUCGGCACUCCCUGAGGGAAUGGGCUACAAGGGCUCCAAGUUCCACCGUGUCAUUAAGGACUUUAUGAUCCAAGGUGGAGACUUUACUAAGGGUGAUGGUACCGGCGGAAAGUCAAUCUACGGCGACAGGUUUGCGGACGAGAACUUCAAACUCAAGCACACUGCUCCUGGAAUUCUUUCCAUGGCAAACGCAGGCAGGGACACUAACGGGUCGCAAUUCUUCAUCACCACCGCCAUAACGAGCUGGCUCGAUGGACGUCACGUCGUAUUUGGCAAGGUUAUCGACGGCAUGGAUGUCGUUCGCGCAAUUGAAACCGUCAAGAAAGGCGCACAAGACCGUCCCGAAGUAGACGUCAUCAUCGUCGAAUGCGGAGAGCUCGAAAUCGAGCCUCAGGUGGAUGAAGACGGGAACCAGGUGCCUCUUCGUGCCGAGCUCUGAGACUACAUUAAGUAGCCUCAGUCCACUCGUCACCUUUGUAUCUUCCAAAAUGUGAUUCGUGACCGACAAAUAUAUUGUGGAUUUUUUAUUUUUAGGAUGACGAUGAUGUAACUAC
This is a messenger RNA of Fomitiporia mediterranea MF3/22, 807 nucleotides long. RefSeq lists its product as uncharacterized. The record is from RefSeq and is a predicted model, not a curated record. Lineage: Eukaryota; Fungi; Basidiomycota; Agaricomycetes; Hymenochaetales; Hymenochaetaceae. Gene Ontology annotation, biological process: protein folding; protein peptidyl-prolyl isomerization. Gene Ontology annotation, cellular component: endoplasmic reticulum; fungal-type vacuole. Gene Ontology annotation, molecular function: peptidyl-prolyl cis-trans isomerase activity. The transcript has 11 exons. Bases 27 to 692 code for a protein of 221 amino acids.